GUUCGUACUCCUAACCUCGUCAUUCUUUCUAAGACAGAAAUCGUAGUUUUAAUAUUUUUAAUAAUCGAGUAUAAAAUGUGAUAUUGAGUAUAUAAAUUAUCACUUUAUGACGAAUAUUGGUUCUUUACGUCUUUUUAAAAAAUAAAAAUAAAAAUAAAAAUAUUUCUCUCUUUAUUUUGUUCUUUUUAACUUGCCGUUGUAUACUUGUACUGAUUUGAGCUAGCAGUAGCAUAAUACUCAUUGUAGGAAGCUGAACAGGCAGAUUAACAAUGGGGAAAUUUGCAAUAACAAUGGUGGGUUUUCUGCUUUUAUGUUUCUGUACUGAAGCAGUUUACAUGAAGUACAAGGACCCAAAACAGCCAUUGAAUGUUAGAAUCAGGGAUUUGAUGAACAGAAUGAGCCUUGAAGAGAAAAUAGGUCAGAUGACCCAGAUUGAGAAACAUGUAGCUUCACCUCAGAUCAUGAAGAAAUACUUCAUUGGGAGUGUACUGAGUGGUGGAGGAAGUGUGCCAUUUCCAAAGGCUACUGCUGCGGACUGGGUGAAGAUGGUAAAUGGGAUUCAAAAGGGUUCACUAUCAACACGCCUUGGUAUUCCAAUGAUUUAUGGAAUUGAUGCAGUGCACGGGCACAACAAUGUCUACAAAGCAACAAUUUUUCCACACAAUGUUGGCCUUGGAGUCACAAGAGACCCACAGCUUGUGAAGCGGAUUGGAGCUGCGACUGCCCUUGAAGUCAGAGCCACAGGAAUCCCUUACACUUUUGCACCGUGCAUCGCAGUCUGCAGAGAUCCAAGAUGGGGUCGGUGCUACGAAAGCUACAGUGAAGAUCAUAGGAUUGUUCAGGCAAUGACUGAGAUCAUUCCUGGUUUACAAGGAGAUGCUCCGGCUAACUCCCGUAAGGGUGUUCCGUUUGUCGCAGGAAAGACAAAAGUAGCAGCCUGUGCUAAGCACUUUGUGGGCGAUGGUGGCACUACCAAGGGCAUUGAUGAAAAUAACACUGUUAUCGAUGUGAAUGGGCUACUUAACAUCCACAUGCCUGCCUAUAUUGAUUCAAUUUUAAAGGGAGUUUCGACAAUAAUGGUCUCUUACUCGAGCUGGAAUGGCAAGAGGAUGCAUGCAAACCGUGAUCUAAUCACUGGCUUUCUCAAGGGAAAGCUCAAGUUCAGAGGUUUUGUCAUAUCAGAUUGGGAGGCAAUUGACAAGAUUACUGAACCACCCCGUGCAAAUUACUCUUACUCUGUUCAAGCUGGAGUUCUUGCUGGACUCGACAUGAUUAUGGGUCAGGAAAACUUGGUUGAAUUUCUUGAUGAUCUGGCUUUCCAAGUAAGGAACAAUAUCAUUCCCAUGAGCAGGAUAGAUGAUGCAGUUAAGAGAAUAUUAAGGGUUAAGUUUGUCAUGGGUCUCUUUGAGAACCCAUUGGCUGAUCUCAGCUUAGCAAACCAACUAGGAAGCCAGGAACACAGAGAGUUAGCAAGAGAAGCGGUGAGAAAAUCACUUGUACUAUUGAAGAAUGGAAAAGUUACUAGCCAGCCACUGCUUCCCCUUCCGAAAAAAGUGACGAAGAUACUUGUCGCUGGCAUUCAUGCUGACAAUUUGGGUUACCAGUGUGGAGGCUGGACUAUAAGUUGGCAGGGAAUUGGAGGCAAUGAUCUUACCACAGGAACUACAAUUUUAAAUGCUGUGAAAAACACAGUCCAUCCAUCUACACAAGUAGUCUACCAGGACAAUCCAGACGUAAACUUUGUUAAGUCCAACCACUUCUCCUAUGCCAUUGUUGUCGUGGGUGAGACACCCUAUGCAGAGAUGUUUGGCGAUAGUGCAAAACUUACAAUUGCUGAACCUGGUCCAAGCAUCAUUUCCAAUGUCUGUGGGGUUGUGAAAUGUGUGGUAGUUGUCGUCUCUGGGCGUCCAGUUGUGAUUGAACCGUAUCUUGCAAACAUAGACGCCCUUGUGGCUGCUUGGCUUCCGGGAAGUGAAGGCCAAGGUGUUGCUGAUGUCCUGUUUGGUGACUAUGGAUUCACAGGCAAACUUGCGCGCACUUGGUUCAAGUCAGUUGAUCAGCUUCCCAUGAAUGUUGGUGAUCCACAUUAUGAUCCUUUGUUUCCUUUUGGAUUUGGUCUCACUACUAAGCCUGUGAAGAGCUAAAAUUUCUUCCUCUGGCGUUCUACUUGCUGCUCAAUCUUUAUAUUUUUUUGUUU
Molecule: messenger RNA, 2197 nt
Organism: Solanum verrucosum
Lineage: Eukaryota; Viridiplantae; Streptophyta; Magnoliopsida; Solanales; Solanaceae
Exons: 10
Coding region: 270-2144 (624 amino acids)
Biological process (GO): glucan catabolic process
Molecular function (GO): beta-glucosidase activity
Source: RefSeq, a predicted model, not a curated record